Messenger RNA from Chelmon rostratus (copperband butterflyfish), 2470 nucleotides. RefSeq names its product translocase of inner mitochondrial membrane 50 homolog (S. cerevisiae) (gene timm50). NCBI's taxonomy places the organism in Eukaryota, Metazoa, Chordata, Actinopteri, Chaetodontiformes, Chaetodontidae. The transcript has 11 exons. The coding region runs from base 42 to 1211 and encodes 389 amino acids. The record is from RefSeq and is a predicted model, not a curated record. Gene Ontology annotation, molecular function: phosphoprotein phosphatase activity.
UUUUCACGUACGUUAGCCGGCAGCUAGUGCUACUAUCCAACAUGUCGGCUACGUCUGUGUUCCCCAUGUGUGUGCGAGCGAGCCGGGGCCUGAUGAGGCUCAGGAGCGGGGCGGUGGGUGUCUCUUCCCCGGCCGUGGUGGACAUCGUCCGGACACUCUCCACGGACAAGCCGCCGGCCGGAACGGGCAGUGCGACGGGCGGACUGGCUCAGGCUAUCCUCCAGGAGAGACUCCAGCAACAGCAGCAGAGUCAGGGCCAGCCUCCUCCUGAAGGAGGCGAGGGUGACAAGGAUGGAGAAAAGGCAGAGGACAAGAAGCAGAAGGAGAACACGGCCUACGCUAAGAAGAUGGUUCUACGGCUGGCGGGGCUCAUGGGGCUCGGCGGGGCGUUCGGCGUGGUCUACAUAUUCGGCACCAAUUCAGUGGAUGAAAAAGGAAACACGAUCCCAGACAAGUUCGACAGAGAUCCUCCAGUCGUCCAACAGUUGAAAAGAACCUACAAAUACUUCAAGGACUACAGACAGAUGAUCAUCGAGCCGACGAGCCCGAAGCUGCUGCCCGACCCUCUGAAGGAGCCGUACUACCAGCCGCCCUACACUCUGGUGCUGGAGCUCACUGACGUCCUGCUGCACCCGGAGUGGUCGUUGUCGACGGGUUGGAGGUUUAAGAAGCGUCCGGGCAUCGACUACCUGUUCCAGCAGCUCACUCCGCUCUACGAGAUCGUCAUCUUCACUGCAGAGACUGGCAUGACUGCGUAUCCUCUGAUUGACAGCAUCGAUCCUCAGGGUUUCGUCAUGUAUCGCCUCUUCAGAGAUGCAACUCACUACAUGGAGGGGCAUCAUGUUAAGGACGUGUCCUGUCUGAACCGGGACACCAGUAAGGUGAUCGUGGUGGACUGUAAGCGGGAGGCGUUCAGCCUGCAGCCCUUUAACGGCAUGGCGCUGAAGAAGUGGGACGGAAACUCAGAGGACCGAACGCUCUACGACCUCGCCAACUUCCUGAAGACCAUCGCUCUGAGCGGAGUGGACGACGUUCGCUCGGUCUUGGAGAACUACGCCCUGGAGGACGACCCCAUCGAGGCCUUCAAACGCAGACAGGCUCAGCUGGCGCAGGAGGAGGAGCAGCGACUGGCCGAGCUCUCCCAGCAGAAGAAACAGGGACUCUCUCUCGGCUCCAUCGCCUCACGGUUCUGGCGCUCCAAGCAGCAGUGAGCCCCGCCCCCCUCUCACACUUCCGCGGUGAGGGGAGGGGCCAGAGGCGGGAGACCUGCGUCCUGUAGCUGAGGGUCACGAGCAACCAAUCACAUCUCAGUGGGCGGGUCUGCUGUGCUGGAACAUUGGCCGGCCUCCGCACCAAUAAGAGAGGCACUUCCUGUUUUUUGGAGGCGGGGCAUCGGCGGCCCCCUCCCUCAGUCAUCUUGGUGUCACCUGAUGCGUCUCAAGCUGCCGAUUGGGGGGGAAAAUAAGAAAGCGAGGGAGGAUCCAGGUCAGGCUGAACUGUUGAGGCUGCCCUGAGAUCUGCUAUCACCGCUCGAGGUCGGCGCCGCCACUCCCAGGAUCUGACCUCAUCAGCAGUGCUCUGUAACAUACCACACCUUCAGAAUGUGUAUUUUAUUUUAUUUUAUUUCUGUUCCUCCGUGUGUCUCAGACGUGGCGACGGGCUGCUGGAGAUGAUGUUAAAAUAAUGAAGAUUGUUUAUAAGACAAAUAAACAAUAAAUAGUAAACUUAAGACUAUAUUUAAUGUGUCAGCGUGUUGGCGGCGGCGGCGGCGGCGGUGGGCUGGAUGGGCAAACGCCACGGCUUGCAACCACAAUAAAGACUGGAAUGGCAGCUGAGCCGCGGGUGGAGGCAGGAAAUGAAGAAAUAAAGUUUCCAGUGCAUUUACACGUCAGUUUCCUUAUUGUCAAUAAAUCCCCCAAAAAAAACACCCGAACCAACGAUGUGCAUACUUUCUGACUUCCUGUCAGCUCCAAGCCCAUUGGUUCUCUCGGAAGAAUAAAAACACCUGAUACAUUGUUUCAUUUUUAAAACACCUGAUACAUUGUUUCAUUUUUAAAACACCUGAUACAUUGUUUCAUUCACUGUUUUUAUAAAGCAAACAGGAGGAAAUGGAGCUUUUGUUCGGGUCUAUUUUCAGCGGCGGAUGAAUCCACGCUUGUUGCUUUGUGGGACUGAGUGAAAAUAGAGUCCGGUGUUCGUGACAUAAAGAACGUGUAACGAGAUAAACGCCAUCCUCUACAUACAUUAUUCCUUGUGCAUGCUAUCGAGGGACUGACGGCACUCUGAGGCCUCUGGUUUUUAUUUCUGUAAGACUUUCAAUCCAGCUUCAUCCUCUGAACUCUCCUCCUCCUCUUCCUCGCUGGAGGGACGGAGCGAGUGCAGAAACGUUGACUCGGCCGCUGUCGGUCUUCAUGUGCUUGUUGAAGAUUGUGUGACUCGUCUUCAUGUCCUCAAUAAAGGCAGCAGAUCA